AUGUUCCGAUACACGAGAUCUAUUAUCCAUCUGCUUCUCAUAUGCGUGCUCGUAAGUGCUUCUCAUAAUUAUGCUGACGAAAGGACAUUCAAUGCUGCCUUAAAGCCAAAUCGUGCGACGAAGAUGGAUGGUGAAGUUUCUGGCUACAACUUUCCUGCAUUCUUUGUUUCGCGGCAAGUCCAGCAAGUCAUUGAGCUUAAAGUUGAUAAGUUCAAAAAUUAUGAGGGGGAGGUAGAGGACUAUCUGAACGAAGAUUUGACACCAUGGUAUAUUGAUAUCUUGGUUCUUACCAAACAGGACUUGGAAAUCAUCAACCUCGACAAAGAUGUAAGAAGGGAAAUUGAGCUACCACAUGGAUCAGAUCUCUCAUACUGGUCGGUGAUUAUAUCUAGGACUGACAUAACUGUUAAUCCAGACAUAGAACAAUACAGUCUGGAUGAAGUCCUGGCCAAAAACCUGAACCAAUCGUUGAUUUCAUCCUUUACCCUUUCUCCCGAAAACCUCACUGGUCAACACCCUCUUGGAACUCCAGGGAACUAUUGCAUUAUCGCGGACUUUCACUGUCCUAAGGAGAACAUGAUCGCCUAUGUUUACGUCACUUUUCGAGAUUCCCAUGGUGAAUUGAGCAGAGAUGAUUACAAGUAUAUGCACAUCUACUUUGCCAUUGGCCUCAUCUACAUGAUCAGUUCAUUCCUGUACAGUUAUUAUGUUUCUUUUUGGAGUUUAUAUCGGAACAAAUCUUUCUCCGUGAUUAUUGGCCCGAAACACAAAUUGAAAAAUGGGGAGGCUCAAGUUUGGAUCCUGAUGUACAUGUUCGGAACCUCCUUAUAUUACUUUUUAGAGGCCAGUCGUUUAUACAAGUUGAAUAUGCAUGAUCCCUACAAGCCCAGCUUUCUAGCAGGUUUUCUGAGAAUUGCUUCUCGGAUCUUAGCCAAUGUUCUUUCUAGCUGGACCUUGUACAACUUGAUGUUGAUGUCCCUGGGCUUUACUUUCUCUUCGGGUUUACCAAAUCGACUAUUUUCGAUACAAACGAUCCGCCAAUCCUUUUCUUCCUUUUCGGCAGCUGCGACGUUUUACAAAAUGAGUCCAGGCGAUGAUAAUCCCACCCUUCUGGAAACAAUUCUGAGACUUGCGAGUAUGAUUUUGGCCGCCACUUUCUUUUUCAAUGGCUUGUACGACUUGCUGUUAGCAUCGUCAGGCUCUCCUGUUUCUUCAGACUCCACCAAUCAACAGUUUUUUAGGUUCAUAAGGUGGGCGACCAUUGGAAAUGUUAUCAUAGGCUCAGUAUCCGCUUUUUUUCCUACAUAUGAUGAGAAUGGUCGAGAAGUGGUUGGAAGUGUUUUUGUAACGGGGAGAAGCUGGGUCUUGUUUAUCUGUUGUCUCUACUAUUCGGUUAAAACAUUCUCAGAAUUAUGUUUGCACGGAAGAAAAUCAGUUGCAAUCAGAUUUAUAGCCACUGCCAUACUGAUUCUAAUGCCCCUUGCGUUUGACGUUUUCAAAAGCAUCUUUGAUAUACCGAUACCAUCAGGUUUAUGGAGGAUGAUUGAAGAGUCCAGAACUAUCAAGUCCAUUAUCUUUUCAAUGUAUGCUAUGUUAGCUGCAGUUAAACGGUCUGUAUUUAUCAGACACAUUCUCCAUUUAGUAGCUACUCUGUUUGUGGCGUUAUUGUGGAAGGAUGCCAUUCUUGAACCAGGGAAGGUUAUAAAGGAGGAAUGA
This is a messenger RNA of Kuraishia capsulata CBS 1993, 1716 nucleotides long. RefSeq lists its product as uncharacterized. The coding region runs from base 1 to 1716 and encodes 571 amino acids. The record is from RefSeq and is a predicted model, not a curated record. NCBI's taxonomy places the organism in Eukaryota, Fungi, Ascomycota, Pichiomycetes, Pichiales, Pichiaceae. The transcript has a single exon.